AUGGCAAAAAGGGUACGGCAGGUAAAGGGUAUAAUGGUAAAUACGUUUUCUGAGUUCGAAUCCCAUGCUGUUAACUCUCUCUCUAAUGACAAGCUUCAAAUUCCACCCGUUUACCCAGUGGGACCCAUAUUGAAUCUCGAAGACUUAAGCGGAGACGAUCAAAAUUAUGAGACAAUCAUGCGUUGGCUUAACGAACAACCUCGUUCAUCUGUAGUGUUUCUCUGCUUCGGAAGCAUGGGAAGUUUCGGUGUGGAUCAAGUGAAAGAGAUCGCCAACGCACUGGAGAAGAGUGGGCAUCGAUUCUUGUGGUCUUUACGGCGACCAGCGGAGCAAGUAAAGGGCAUGAAUGAAUACCCAACUGAUUAUGAGAACGUGGAGGAAGUGUUACCGGAAGGAUUCCUAAAUCGGACGAUUGGGAUUGGUAAGAUCAUCGGUUGGGCACCACAAGUGGCCAUCAUAAGUCACACUGCAAUAGGAGGGUUUGUGUCGCUUUGUGGCUGGAAUUCGACAUUAGAGAGUAUAUGGUUUGGUGUGCCGUUGGCAACAUGGCCGCUUUACGCGGAGCAACAACUGAAUGCAUUGACGUUGGUGAAAGAAUUAGGAUUAGCAGUAGAGAUUAAGAUAGAUUAUAAGAACGAUGACGAUAAGGUUAAAAUUGUGAAGGCUAAUUAG
Messenger RNA from Hibiscus syriacus, 672 nucleotides. RefSeq names its product anthocyanidin 3-O-glucosyltransferase 6-like. Gene Ontology annotation, molecular function: UDP-glycosyltransferase activity. NCBI's taxonomy places the organism in Eukaryota, Viridiplantae, Streptophyta, Magnoliopsida, Malvales, Malvaceae. Bases 1 to 672 code for a protein of 223 amino acids. The transcript has a single exon. The record is from RefSeq and is a predicted model, not a curated record.